UGCACUUUCCCGAUCGUCGUCGUCACCUUCCUCUGUUACCCAAAAAAUCCUCGUCGAAGCUCUCUGCUGAAACCAUGUCCGACGAGGAGCAUCAUUUUGAGUCCAGUGACGCCGGAGCUUCCAAAACUUACCCGCAACAAGCUGGAACCAUCCGUAAGAAUGGUUACAUCGUCAUCAAAGGUCGUCCCUGCAAGGUUGUUGAGGUUUCAACGUCAAAGACAGGCAAGCAUGGACAUGCUAAAUGUCAUUUUGUAGCUAUUGAUAUCUUCACCAGCAAGAAACUUGAAGAUAUUGUUCCUUCUUCCCACAAUUGUGAUGUUCCUCAUGUCAACCGUACUGAUUAUCAGCUAAUUGACAUUUCUGAAGAUGGAUAUGUCAGUUUGUUGACUGACAAUGGUAGCACCAAGGAUGACCUCAAGCUCCCUACUGAUGACACUCUGCUCCAACAGAUCAAGAGUGGGUUUGAUGAUGGAAAAGAUCUAGUGGUGAGUGUGAUGUCAGCUAUGGGAGAGGAACAGAUAAAUGCUCUCAAGGACAUUGAAGCUCCGUCGACAUCGAAGUCUACCGGAGCUCCGUCGCGUCCGACUUUAUCUCUUCCUCCACGGCCGUUUAGUGAGAUGUUCUUUAACGGUGGCGUUGGAUUUAGUCCUGGUCCGAUGACUCUGGUCUCUAAUAUGUUCUCUGAUUCCGAUGAGUUUAGGUCUUUCUCUCAGCUCCUUACUGGAGCCAUGACUUCUCCGGCGACUGCAACUGCUGCGACGGCUAGUGAUUACCAGAGAAUUGGUGAAGGGACUAAUAGCUCUAGUGGUGAUGUUGACCCGAGAUUCAAGCAGAACAGACCAACCGGUUUGAUGAUUUCUCAAUCGCCGUCGAUGUUCACCGUACCGCCUGGUUUAAGUCCGGCCAUGUUGAUGGAUUCACCAAGCUUUUUGGGUCUUUUCUCUCCCGUUCAGGGAUCAUAUGGAAUGACACAUCAGCAAGCUCUAGCUCAAGUCACUGCUCAAGCAGUUCAAGCCAAUGCCAAUAUGCAACCACAAACAGAGUACCCUCCUGCCUCUCAAGUUCAAUCAUUUUCAUCGGGUCAAGCUCAGAUCCCGACCUCGGCUCCACUACCAGCUCAAAGAGAAACCUCAGAUGUAACCAUCAUAGAGCACAGGUCACAACAGCCUCUAAAUGUUGACAAACCAGCUGAUGAUGGCUAUAACUGGCGAAAAUAUGGGCAAAAGCAAGUUAAAGGCAGCGAGUUUCCUCGAAGCUAUUACAAGUGUACUAAUCCAGGAUGUCCUGUCAAGAAGAAGGUUGAGAGAUCUCUUGAUGGACAAGUAACGGAAAUCAUCUACAAAGGUCAGCACAAUCAUGAACCUCCUCAAAACACUAAACGAGGAAACAAAGAUAACACCGCGAAUCUUAAUGGGAGUUCGGUAAAUAACAAUCGCGGGAGUUCUGAAUUGGGGGCAUCACAGUUUCAAACAAAUAACUCCAACAAGACUAAGAGAGAGCAACAUGAAGCAGCAAGUCAAGCUACGACAACAGAGCACUUGUCUGAGGCAAGUGACAGUGAAGAAGUUGGUAAUGGAGAACCUGAUGUGAGAGAGAAAGAUGAGAAUGAGCCUGAUCCCAAGAGAAGAAUUACAGAAGUUCGGGUUUCAGAACCAGCUCCUGCUGCUUCACAUAGAACCGUGACAGAGCCUAGAAUUAUUGUCCAAACGACGAGUGAAGUUGAUCUUCUAGAUGAUGGAUAUAGGUGGCGCAAAUAUGGACAGAAAGUUGUCAAAGGGAAUCCUUAUCCGAGGAGCUACUACAAGUGCACAACAGCAGGAUGUGGUGUGAGGAAACAUGUAGAGAGAGCAGCAACAGAUCCAAAAGCUGUAGUAACAACAUAUGAAGGAAAACAUAACCAUGACCUUCCAGCAGCUAAAUCAAGCAGCCAUGCCGCUGCAGCGGCACAGUUAAGGUCAGAUAAUCGACCUGGCGGUUUGGCUAACUUAAAUCAACAGCAGCAGCAGCAGCCCGUUGCGCGUCUAAGGCUGAAAGAAGAACAAACAACUUGAGAGAAGAGAACUCUGACCUUUUUUUCAAAUUCCACUCAUACACUUGUCUGAGAAAUCUAGCAGUUUGCAGGAAAGAAAGAGCUUCAAGAGGUUGUUGUUCACCUAUGUACUGGUGUAAAACUUAAAAAAGCUUUUUAGGUUUUCAGAUUUCUGUUUACUAAUAUGUGAAUUCUUUUGUACAUGAGAAAGAAAAUUACAGGGGGAUAUUUUGUGUUGUAUCUUUUGUGUUAUUGUUUCAGAAAAAGAUAGGUCUUACAUUUUGUGUAUGAAAAUUAAAGUAUUUGUUGUAAU
Arabidopsis arenosa is the source of this 2342-nucleotide messenger RNA. Lineage: Eukaryota; Viridiplantae; Streptophyta; Magnoliopsida; Brassicales; Brassicaceae. The record is from the annotation of a GenBank genome assembly.